Messenger RNA from Geosmithia morbida, 1386 nucleotides. RefSeq lists its product as uncharacterized. Lineage: Eukaryota; Fungi; Ascomycota; Sordariomycetes; Hypocreales; Bionectriaceae. The record is from RefSeq and is a predicted model, not a curated record. The transcript has a single exon. The coding region runs from base 1 to 1386 and encodes 461 amino acids.
AUGAUCAUCAGAGAUGUCAGGCGCGUGGCCAUGGUGCUCGUGCCCGUCUUCAUUCUCCUGUACGGCAGCUUCAUCCUGCUGAACGAUAAGACAUUCCGGUCGGCCAGCACGACAGCAUCCUGGCUAGGACACUCGGCCAAGAAGAUCAUCAAGGGUGCCGGCGGCGAGGGCGGCAGCAGCGACAGCAAGGACUAUGUGCUGACCUCGUCGCCCGAAUACCACGAGCUGUCUGCCAUAUCGACCCCCGACGGGAGCUUCUUCGCCGUCGACAUGAUGCCCCGCCACGCCAUCAACCCCAACAUCAUACCUCACCCUCGGCUGAUGGACACGUGGAUCGUGGUGGCGCAGAGCGUCCGCGAGGACAACCUGGCCGCCUUCGUGGAGCUUGUGUGCAACGCGGCCUUCCGCGACGGCGCCCUGCGCUGCCUACAACCGGCGGCGCCGCUGCCCAUCCGGCCCACGCAGGGCGGCCACCACUGCCAGGGGGACCUGGCGUACUUCAACCUCAAUGUCGGGCCUCACGAUGCCCGCGUCCUCGUCGGGCCGAAGAGGCCGUUUGUCGUCUUCGGGUCGAACUCAGUAUACACCUGCUUCGGCCAGUUCAUCCAGGACCUCGACGCGCUGGUGGAGCACGAGUGGGGGGGUGUCACCGGCGGCGACGGCGGCGACUACCGCGUGGCCACGGAGCUGCAGAGGCCGGGGCCGUGGAACUCGGUCGAGAAGAACUGGUUCCCCUUCUGGGACUCCAAGGACGAGCUGUACGUGCACUACGACAUCAGCCCAUCCCGGGCCUUUGCCCGGGUCUACCCCGACGGCUCGGCGGGGCCGAACCUGGCGGUCCUGUCGGCCGCAUCCGACGCAGCCUGCAUGCGGCGGUACAUGCCCGCCCUGGGCGAUGCGGCGCAGGGGGAGCCCCGGUCCCGGUCCCGAUCCCAGUCGCUCCACCAGGCGACCAACUCGCUGCGCGUCACAAUGUGCGAACGGCGGGGCAGCCCCUGCACACCCGACGACGACAACACGUACAUCUUCGCAAUCUACCAGCACAAGACCUUCCACAACCUCCACGCCGUGUACGAGCCUUUUGUCCUCAUGUUCAGGCAGGUCCCGCCCUUUGACAUGGUUGCCAUGUCGCGCACCCCGCUCUGGAUACGCGGCCGCCACAUGAAUGCUGCCCGCGAGGUGUCCGAGAUGCUGUACGUCACCUCGAUCAGCUGGAAAUCCGGCAGCGGCACCGGUGGCGGCAACGGGGUUGCCGACGGUAACGGAUACCACGGGUACCUCGACGACGAGAUGUUCAUCGCCUUCGGCAUAGAGGACGAGAGGACCGGGGCUAUCGACGUCCUGGCCAAGGAUGUCCUGGGUGAUAUCGCGCUCUGUGGACUGUAG